This is a messenger RNA of Abrus precatorius (Indian licorice), 2444 nucleotides long. RefSeq names its product cellulose synthase-like protein H1. The transcript is spliced from 9 exons. Gene Ontology annotation, cellular component: plasma membrane; trans-Golgi network. The coding region runs from base 53 to 2284 and encodes 743 amino acids. Gene Ontology annotation, biological process: plant-type primary cell wall biogenesis; cellulose biosynthetic process. NCBI's taxonomy places the organism in Eukaryota, Viridiplantae, Streptophyta, Magnoliopsida, Fabales, Fabaceae. The record is from RefSeq and is a predicted model, not a curated record. Gene Ontology annotation, molecular function: mannan synthase activity; cellulose synthase (UDP-forming) activity.
AACUAUCAUCGUAUACAUAGCGUUUUCUUAUCACCUUAGCUAGCUCGAAUCAAUGGCCAACCAACACUCUCUCUUCCUCUAUGAAAAACAGUGGUAUAAGCAAAAUUAUAAAAGGGUAACGGAUAGCUUGCUUUUAAUCCUUCUCUUAUUGCUGCUUUGUUACCGUGUUAUCUCUGUCAACUAUUACUCUUUCCCUUGGUUUGUUGCCCUUUGUUGCGAAUCAUGGUUCACCAUCUCUUGGUUUUUCACCCUCACCACUCAAUGGAAUCCAGCAAUUAUCGAAACCUACCCAGAUCGUCUCUUGCAAAGGGUGCAAGAGCUUCCGGCAGUGGACUUGUUUGUGACAACUGCGGACCCUAUGCUUGAACCACCCAUAAUAACAGUGAACACUGUGCUAUCUUUAUUGGCACUUGAUUACCCAGCUCACAAGUUAGCUUGUUAUGUUUCCGACGAUGGGUGUUCCCCUCUUACCUUCUACGCUCUUCAAGAAGCUUCUGAAUUUGCCAAGUUUUGGGUACCAUUUUGUAAGAAGUACGAGGUGCAAGUUAGAGCUCCUUUCAGAUACUUCUCCGAUGAGCCUGAGGCCUCCAAGGCCAACAACAUACCGGAAUUCAGACAAGAAUGGUUAAGAACGAAGGAUAUGUAUGAUCUUCUUAGCCGCAGAAUAGAGUUAGAAGCGUCCCGAAAAUGUCGACUUGAUGGAGAAUUUGCAGUUUUCUCAAACACUGAGAAGACAAAUCAUCCAACCAUAAUCAAGGUUUUAUGGGAGAACAAGGAAUGCCUUGCAGAUGGGUUGCCACAUUUGAUCUACAUAUCUAGAGAAAAGAGGCCAAAGCAGCCACAUCAUUUCAAGGCUGGUGCCAUGAACGUUUUGGCAAGAGUCUCUGGGUUGAUGACCAAUGCUCCCUUUAUGCUGAACGUGGAUUGUGAUAUGAUUGUAAACAAUCCAAAGAUUGUUCUGCAUGGGUUGUGCGUUUUGCUUGAUUCCAAAGGAGAAAAGGAAGUUGCAUUUGCUCAAUGUCCCCAACAAUUCUAUGCUGCACUCAAGGACGAUCCCUUUGGAAAUCAGCUGGUAAUUUUGUUUAAGCACUUGGCAGCUGGAUUAGCUGGAAUCCAAGGACCUUUCUACGGAGGAACAAACUGCCUACAUAGAAGAAAAGUUAUUUACGGUCUCUCUCCAGAUAACGUGGAGAAUGGAAACAGCAUGUCAGAGGAGGAAUUAAAACAAAAAUUUGGAGCUUCAAAGGAGGUUGUGAAAUCAGCAGCUCAUGCUUUGAAAGGGAGAACAUAUUCCCCUAAUCAUAUUAAUAUUUCAAAGGCUGUUGAAGUAGCAAGCCAAGUUGCUGGUUAUGGAUAUGAAUAUGGCACUGCCUGGGGCAAGCAGGUGGGUUGGAGGUAUGGAUCAUUGACAGAGGAUGUACUUACUGGGCUGAAAAUACAUGUAAAAGGUUGGAGAUCAGAAUUGUGUACACCGAACCCAAUUGCAUUCACAGGUUUUGCUCCAGGAGGUGGCCCAACUUCAAUGGCCCAACAAAAGAGAUGGGCCACAGGAGUUCUUGAGAUCUUCUUUAGCAAGCACUGUCCUAUUAUUGGUACCCUUUUCCAUAAGCUUACUUUGAGGGAAUGCUUUGCUUAUAUGUGGAUUACCAACUGGGGCUUGGGCCCAAUCUUCGAAGUAUCCUAUGCUUGUCUCAUUGCAUAUUGCAUCAUUACCAACUCCAAUUUCUUGCCUCAGGACAUGGGCAUGUGUAUUCCUGUGGCAUGUUUCGUAAUUUACGCAGUAUAUACUCUCUUGGAAUACUUGGCAGCAGGGAUGUCAAUAAGAGAAUGGUGGAAUAAUCAAAGGAUGUCAAGAAUAACACCCAUGAACGCUGGCUUUUGUGCAUUUCUUACUGUCAUACUUAAGUUGUUGAGAAUAUCUAACACUGUGUUUGACAUAACAAAGAAAGAUGUACCAUCACAUGCAAGGGAUGGUGGAGAGGAUAAGGAUGCUGGUAGGUAUACCUUUGAUGAGUCCCUAGUUUUUUUGCCAGGCACUACCAUUUUGCUUAUGCAAUUGGUAGCAAUUGUUAUCAAGUUAUUGGGGUUGCAACCAACUCAUAGUGGAAAUGGGUGUGGACUAGGUGAGAUUUUCUGUAGUGUUUAUUUGAUAGUUUGCUAUUGGCCAUUUCUUAGAGGACUAUUUGAGAGGGGAAAGUAUAGAAUUCCCUUGUCUACAGUGUGCAAAUCAGCUAUCUUGACAUGUUUCUUUGUACACCUAUGUAGAAAGAACAAUGCUGGUUGAUGGAGAUAAGAAACUAGGAAAGUCAUGGCUAAUGUAAGGACUAUUUUUCAUUUUGUGCAAAUUAUUAAUUCAAUAGGAAUAUUUUUAUACAGAAUAGAAUGAUUCCACCUUAAUCAAAAUCUCAAAUUUGUUUUUUAAUUAACUCAAAAAAUAUAAUUUU